AUGCGACACGACAGGGCGCAACAGGUGCUGCACCGGCGCGGCGUGGCGACGGCCGGUGGUCAAUGCCGGCGCACUGCGGGCUGCCUGCACGCCGUCCCAGGCCCGCUCGCCCGGCGCCGGCAGUGCGCAGCGGGCCACGUGGCCAGCAGCCAGAGCCAGGAGCCAGCAGCCAGCAGCCGGCCCCACGUGGCGGCGCAGCCCAUGGCGGGCCGACAGCGGCGCGGCGGGCUGGCGCUCGCGCUGCUCCAGCUCGCCACCAUCCUCUCUCACGCGGUGACGGACGGCCCGCGCUUCCUGCAGCCCAUUCCCAACGUGACGGUGGCGCUGGGCCGCGACGCGUCGCUCUCCUGCGUCGUCGACAACCUGGGGCCCUACAAGGUGGCGUGGAUCCACAUCGACCGGCAGAUGAUCGUGACGAUCCACAAGCACGUGAUCGCGCGCGUGCCGCGCUUCAGCGUGUCGCACGACAACCAGAAGACGUGGCUGCUGCACGUGUCGGCCGUGCAGCAGGAGGACCGCGGCUACUACAUGUGCCAGGUCAACACCAACCCCAUGAUCAGCCAGGUCGGCUACCUGCAGGUCGUAGUGCCUCCAAACAUCGUGGACGAGGAGUCGACCGAGUCAGCGGUGGCGGUGCGCGAGCACCAGAACGCGACGCUCACGUGCAAGGCGGACGGCUUCCCCGCGCCCAAGGUCAUGUGGCGGCGCGAGGACGGACAGCCCAUCGUGCUCUCCAGGCACCGCAAAGGUAGGCGAAAGGCGCGCCUGCGCUGGGCCCACACGCGGGUUGCCUGCCAGCUGCAGCUGCCCCAGUCAACCGCAGCAGUGUCCUGA
Schistocerca americana (American grasshopper) is the source of this 834-nucleotide messenger RNA. RefSeq names its product limbic system-associated membrane protein-like. NCBI's taxonomy places the organism in Eukaryota, Metazoa, Arthropoda, Insecta, Orthoptera, Acrididae. Gene Ontology annotation, cellular component: neuron projection. The transcript has 5 exons. Bases 1 to 834 code for a protein of 277 amino acids. The record is from RefSeq and is a predicted model, not a curated record.